Molecule: messenger RNA, 1407 nt
Organism: Ruditapes philippinarum (Manila clam)
Lineage: Eukaryota; Metazoa; Mollusca; Bivalvia; Venerida; Veneridae
Product: gem-associated protein 6-like
Exons: 2
Coding region: 64-579 (171 amino acids)
Biological process (GO): spliceosomal snRNP assembly; spliceosomal complex assembly
Cellular component (GO): nucleus; SMN complex
Source: RefSeq, a predicted model, not a curated record
UUCUUUGUAUGGACAUAACUUUGUAUGUAAUUCUAAGUUAAGGAUAAUCAGGAGUGUUGAGCAAUGGAAGAAGAAAGCGAUAUUCACCCAAUAUUCACAAAAGACCCAGAGGAAUGGAUGCAGUAUGUAUAUAAGAAGGUGAGUAUUUUAUUAGAUGAUGGAGCUGAAUGCUGCGGUUAUGUGUACACGAUAGAUCCCGUCUCCGAGACUUUUGUUCUAGUUAACUUCUCCAACGAUAAAACCAGUCUACAACUUGUCCUCAAACAUGCUGUUACAUCUAUAACUGUCCUUAGUGAAGAUGUUGAACUGUAUAAACAAAAACUGGAUAACUUGUUCAGGUUUAAAAGUCAGGAGAGUCUAUCAGAAGAAGAUUUGAAACGGAGACAGAAUAUUGUUAAAUCCUGGUUGUUGAAAAACAGGCUACCAGUAGAGAUAAACGGAGAGUUGUUAAAUGUUGCCGAAGCUCUGGUGAUACAGCCACCAUAUGGAUCAGAAAACUGUGUCAGUACCAAUGAAAUUAUCCUCGGGAAAAUUCAGGGACUGAUUAAAAACAUGCCUGCUGAUCAAGAUGAAUGGUAAACAGAUAAUAAAAACAUUCUCAUUCAAUGAUGUACAAAAGUCUUACUGUAUUAUUCAGUGAUGUACAAAAGUCUUACUGUGUUAUUCACUGAUGUACAAAAGUCUUACUAUGUUAUUCACUGAUGUACAAAAGUCUUACUAUGUUAUUCACUGAUGUACAAAAGUCUUACUGUGCUAUUCACUGAUGUACAAAAGUCUUACUGUGUUAUUCACUGAUGUACAAAAGUCUUACUGUGUUCUUCACUGAUGUACAAAAGUCUUACUGUAUUAUUCACUGAUGUACAAAAGUCUUACUGUGUUAUUAAUUCAUUGAUGUACAAAAGACUUACUGUAUUAUUCACUGAUGUACAAAAGCCUUACUGUAUUAUUCACUGAUGUACAAAAGUCUUACUGUAUUAUUCACUGAUGUACAAAAGUCUAUUUGUUAUAUUCAAUGAUGUACAAAAGACUUACAAUGUAUUAUUCAAUGAUGUACAAAAGACUUACUGUAUUAGUCACUGAUGUACAAAAGUCUUACUGUAUUAUUCACUGAUGUACAAAAGACUUACACUGUAUUAUUCAAUGAUGUACAAAAGACUUACUGUAUUAUUCACUGAUUAUACAAAAGUCUUACUGUAUUAUUCACUGAUUAUACAAAAGUCUUACUGUAUUAUUCACUGAUGUACAAAAGUCUUAUUGUUUAAUUCAAUGAUGUACAAAAGACUUACUGUAUAUCUCUGUAUAACAGAAUACAAAUAGGUUGAACUCAAUAAUGUUGGAAAAGAAGUGUUGUUGUAUUAUUUUCAGUUUGUCAUUUUGAAUAUUCAAUACGGCUAGCAUGUCUGAUUU